Protomyces lactucae-debilis is the source of this 861-nucleotide messenger RNA. RefSeq lists its product as uncharacterized. NCBI's taxonomy places the organism in Eukaryota, Fungi, Ascomycota, Taphrinomycetes, Taphrinales, Protomycetaceae. Bases 1 to 861 code for a protein of 286 amino acids. Gene Ontology annotation, biological process: protein import into peroxisome matrix, docking. Gene Ontology annotation, cellular component: cytosol; peroxisomal membrane. The record is from RefSeq and is a predicted model, not a curated record. Gene Ontology annotation, molecular function: protein binding. The transcript has a single exon.
AUGCGUUUGCUGAAGAAUGGCGGUGGCAGUCUAUCAGAGGCUGCAUUGUGCUUUGAGGCUGUCUGCCAGCGCGAGGAAGGUGAUGUCCAGCAAAAGGCAUGGUGUCAGCUUGGUCUUUGCCAAGCACAGAAUGAAAAGGAGGAUGCAGCCAUCAAGGCGCUUGAAAAUGCCAUUCGCCUCGAUCCCGGAGACCUCGAAGCACUCAUGGGCCUUGCAGUCAGCUACACAAACGAUGGCUAUGACACCGCAGCCUACCUCUCCCUUGAACAGUGGCUCGUGGCCAAGUAUCCAAAUCUCGUCAGUGAUAUCACCAUGGACACUUCGAACCGCAAGGAAGUGCACCAAAAGGUCACCUCACAGUUCAUCAAGGCUGCGCAGCUCUCACCCGCAGGCGCUGAGAUGGAUGCUGAUGUCCAAGUUGGACUCGGCGUCUUGUUUUAUGGCGAUGAAGAGUACGACAAGGCUGUCGACUGCUUCUCGGCAGCAUUGCGCAUCCGACCAGACGACGCACUGCUUUGGAAUAGGCUGGGCGCCACACUCGCCAACUCUGGCAAGUCUGAAGAUGCCAUCGAGGCGUAUACACGCGCACUUGAAAUCUCACCCACAUUUGUCCGUUGUCGCUACAAUCUCGGUGUUUCGUGCAUCAAUAUUGGUGUAUACGAGGAAGCCGCACAGCAUCUGCUCUCGGGUCUCGCGAUGCAUCAAACGAUGGGUGAUCGUGGCGGUGGUGUCAAUCUGAGUACGAAUUUAUGGGAGACGCUGCGUCGCGUGUUUUUGGUUGGGAUGAACAGACCUGAUUUGAGCAAGCUUGCGGUAUCAGGCGCUGAUGUCGAGCAGUUUAGGGGAGAAUUCGAGUUUUAG